This is a messenger RNA of Ornithodoros turicata, 1108 nucleotides long. It is a transcript of the gene cyp33, whose product is annotated as peptidyl-prolyl cis-trans isomerase E-like. Gene Ontology annotation, cellular component: intracellular membrane-bounded organelle. Gene Ontology annotation, biological process: protein peptidyl-prolyl isomerization; protein folding. Lineage: Eukaryota; Metazoa; Arthropoda; Arachnida; Ixodida; Argasidae. Gene Ontology annotation, molecular function: RNA binding; peptidyl-prolyl cis-trans isomerase activity. The transcript has a single exon. The record is from RefSeq and is a predicted model, not a curated record. Bases 171 to 1088 code for a protein of 305 amino acids.
AACGAUGCGCAUGCGCAUGACGGCAACUCUCAUCGACAGUGCCGCGAGUUACCGCCGUUUGUUUUGUGGUUUUGUGAAAACAACUUAUUGUUUGUGCAAACUUUUUGGUGCUGUUUCAUUAAUAUGAGGUAAGAGUGAACUUUGUCCUGACCGACUCACAGAUAUCUGCCAUGGCUACCACGUCCAAACGAAUAGUGUACGUCGGCGGUCUUGCCGAGGAAGUGGACGAGAAGGUACUCCACGCUGCUUUCAUCCCAUUCGGUGAUUUGGUUGACGUUCAAAUCCCGCUAGACUAUGAAACCGAAAAGCACCGAGGGUUCGCAUUCGUCGAGUUUGAACAGGCCGAAGAUGCAGCAGCUGCGAUUGAUAACAUGAAUGACUCCGAGCUCUUCGGCAGGACAAUCCGCGUGAACGUAGCAAAACCGAUGAAGAUCAAGGAAGGCUCUACUCGACCCGUUUGGGCUGACGAUAGCUGGCUCAAAGAACACGCUGGCGAAACGCUGCAGAAAGAUGAAGACAAUGACGAAACCGAAGCUGACACCACUGAGCAGUCCAGUGACACUACAGACGAGUCAGCGCCCAAGAAGAGCAAAUCAAAUAACCCCAUAGUCUUUUUAGAGAUCAAGAUAGAUGGGCAAGACGUUGGUCGAAUUCGUAUUCUGCUGCACAAGGACGUUGUGCCCAAAACAGCGGAAAACUUCCGCUGCCUCUGCACCCACGAGAAGGGGUACGGCUACCAGGGCAGUAUUUUUCACAGGAUCAUACCGGGCUUUAUGUGCCAGGGAGGAGACAUCACGAAUCACAACGGCACGGGAGGAAGGUCCAUCUAUGGGAAGAAGUUCGAAGACGAGAACUUUGAGCUGAAGCACGUGGGUCCUGGUGUUCUCUCUAUGGCUAACUCCGGCCCGAAUACAAACAGUUCACAGUUCUUCCUCACAACGGGAAGGACUGAAUGGCUAGAUGGGAAGCACGUUGUGUUUGGGCAGGUUGUCAGUGGCAUGGAGAUUGUGAAGAAGAUGGAGGCGUGCGGGUGUUCGUCAGGAAAGGUGUCAAAGCGUGUGCAAAUUGCGAACUGCGGCGAGCUGUAGAAAAUAAAAUUUUGAAACGG